Molecule: messenger RNA, 1654 nt
Organism: Daucus carota subsp. sativus
Lineage: Eukaryota; Viridiplantae; Streptophyta; Magnoliopsida; Apiales; Apiaceae
Product: RNA-binding KH domain-containing protein PEPPER-like
Exons: 6
Coding region: 120-1457 (445 amino acids)
Biological process (GO): regulation of gene expression
Cellular component (GO): cytoplasm; nucleus
Molecular function (GO): mRNA binding
Source: RefSeq, a predicted model, not a curated record
AAAGCAAAACACCUCUAAUAUCAAGUACAACUCUGCAGUUUUUCCUGGUGUAAUAUCUCAACGCAAAGUUGUAAUCGAAAACACACAAAAAACCCUAAAACUUCAUUCAUUCUCCGCUAAUGGCCUCCGUAGACCCCACCGACACACCCGCCGUCGCAACGACGUCGCCCAAGACCGAGUCACAACUCGGUGCGGCCGCCACAACCGAGUCGGAGCCAAGGAAGUGGCCGGGUUGGCCCGGAGACACAGUAUAUAGACUGAUAGUACCGGUUAUGAAAGUAGGGAGUAUAAUUGGGCGAAAAGGAGACGCAAUUAAGAAGCUUUGUGAGGAGACUCGGGCCCGUGUUCGUGUUCUUGAGGGUCCUGCUGCCUCUCCUGAUCGAAUUGUUUUGAUAUCUGGUAAAGAGGAGCCGGAGGCGGUCCUAUCCCCUGCAAUGGAUGCGGUACUGAGAAUUGCUAAGCGUGUUAAUGGACUGCCUGAGAGUGAUGAAGAUUCUAAAGUAUCUGGAGCUGCUUCGAUUGCAUUUUGUUCGGUACGGUUAUUGGUGCUUUCUCCACACGCUACUAACCUGAUUGGAAAACAGGGUACUACGAUUAAGUCAAUACAGGAGAGCUCUGGUGCCUCCAUUCGGGUUCUUUCAAAUGAUGAAGUCCCAACCUAUGUUAGUUCUGAUGAAAAGGUUGUAGAGGUUCAAGGAGAGGCUAUAAAGGUUAUUAAAGCUCUUGAAUCUGUGGUGGGACACUUGAGGAAAUUUUUGGUUGAUCACAGUGUUCUUCCAUUGUUCGAGAAGAAUAACAAUAGUACAAUGGUCCCACAAAUGGUGUCACAAGAUCGGCAGGUUGAAAAUUGGGCUGACAGGACAAUGAUGCGCUCUAAUAUUGAUGCUGGAAUAGGUAGCAAUGAUUAUCCUCUUUUGCUAAAGAGGGAGGCUCAAUUUAUUGAACGUGAAAGAAAUCUCGACUCCAAACUCUCUUUGUCUGGGUUGUCGAAUUAUGGGCAAGAUAGUGGACUUUAUGGGAUGUCUUCUUCAGGGCGUGGUCUUGCAGGUGGACCUAUUAUAACUCAGGUUGCACAAACGAUGCAAAUUCCGCUCACAUAUUGUGAUGAUAUCAUUGGAGUAGGAGGGUCCAAGAUUGCACAUAUUCGACGUACCAGUGGUGCUAUUCUCACUGUGCAAGAGAGUAUGGGUCUACCAGAUGAAAUCACUGUGGAAAUUAAAGGGAACUCUGCACAAGUUCAGGUUGCUCAACAGCUUAUUCAGGAAUGUGUAAACAACCACAAGGAAGUUAUCCCCAGAAGUUAUGGCAUGACAGAAUUGGAAUCGAGGUCAUUGUACUCACAGAUGAAGAAUAGUUAUCCAUCAACUUCGUUUGGAAGUCAACAAUAUGAAACUCAGUAUCCUUACGGAUCAUCCGGUCUAGGAGGACUAGGAGGAUAUGGUAGCUACAGGAUGUGAUUGAUGGUAUUGGAUUUUUUUUUAAAAGUAUUUGUUCAUGUGUUUGACUGUCCUUUUUCGUUUGAGUUGGGAACAAUUUGUUGUUGGUUCUUACCUAGUUUAAUGGUAAACCUUUGAUGAAGUUCAUCAGUUGGGAAUUCCAGCGUGUCUGUCGUAUUAUUAUAAUUACUAUUAUUUAUUAUUAUUAUUAGGUACAA